AGCAAGUCAUGUUUCCAACUAUCCUUUGGCCACCUUAACAUUUUCGCAAAGAGCUGGAUAUUUAUUCAAGUGUCCGUGCCCAUAGCGUGCAGUCAUUCUCCCCACGGAGUCCCUGAGCUUAUUUAUCGGCGAUUAUCUGAAAUCUUGGCAUAUUCCUUCACAGCGGGUCUUGUGCAAAUGGUCGGGAGCUUGUCGCCCUCCAUUUGCAUUCAUUCUCUCCCAGUCCUGCAAUUUAGCGCGAGGAGCUACACUUUACUGCAUACCCCUUGCUUUCUCGCCUGUUGACUGGGUACCGAUGGCGUCGAUCUUACGGCAAAUCGUUGCUGGGCCAAGGUUACAGCACCCAGAGGCAGGGCUGGAUCUAUGCUAUGUCACCGAUAAUCUCAUUGCAACGUCCGGGCCGUCCCCUAGCUACCCGAAACGUGCCUACAGGAAUCCGCUCGAUGACUUAGUAAAAUAUCUGGACUCCAAACAUGGCGAGGACUGGUGUAUUUUCGAGUUCCGUGCCGAGGGAACAGGGUACCCGGAUGACGCAGUCUACGGGCGGAUACAUCAUUACCCGUUCCCAGAUCACCAUCCCCCGCCAUUUGCGCUUAUCCCCGCAAUGAUGGGGUCUAUGCAUAACUGGCUACAUGGGUUGGAUGGCAAGGGCGAAGCGCAAAAGAAACGGAAGAGAGUUGCGGUGGUCCAUUGCAAAGCUGGCAAAGGACGAAGUGGAACAGUCGCUUGCAGCUAUUUGAUGUCGCAUGAAGGAUGGAAGAAAGAGGACGCUUUGCAACGCUUUACCGAGCGGAGGAUGCGGUCUGGGUUUGGCCCCGGGGUGAGUAUCCCGAGCCAGCUGCGUUGGGUAGGGUAUGUCGACCGGUGGGCGAACCAAAUGGCCAAAACGUAUACCGAGCGGCCGGUGGAGAUCCUCGAGCUGCAUGUCUGGGGCCUGAAAGAUGGCGUCAAGGUUGCAGUGGAGGGGUUUGUCGACGAAGGCAAGAAGAUUCAGAGCUUCCACCUGUUCAACCGCAGUGAGCGCUCCGUUGUGGACGAUGGGAAGGUAAAGCCUUCGUCGUCGCUGAAGAAGGAUAAGAAUGGUAGUGGCCGAAAAAGCGGUAUCAAGGAGGCCUUCUCACCCGUAGCAGAAUCGUCCAGCUCAUCUAGCUCGAGCUCAUCCGAUGAGGAUUCAAGGAUCCAAAGCGGCACGUCUGCCGUCCUCUUUCGGCCCAGCAAGCCCCUCAUCAUCCCUACCUCCGAUAUCAACAUUGAUUUUGAACGGAGAAGCAAGGCCUACAAGGAUUGGGCAAUGGUGACGUCCAUCGCGCAUAUAUGGUUCAACGCUUUCUUCGAAGGCGGCGACAAGCAAGAUUCAGGUGUCUUCGAAGCGGAAUGGGAUAACCUGGACGGAAUAAAAGGCACCUCCAGGAAAGGGGUCCGGGCCCUCGACCGACUCAAAGUAGUAUGGAGAUACCCACCUUCCUCGCAAACCGGGACAACCGCGCCAGACAAGUUAGAAACGGCCGCCACGCCGGGCAAAACCAUCACCGAGCCCAAACCCGGCGAACCCAUCUCCGAAAGCCAUCCAGCUGACUGGCGGGGCCAAGAUCCAGUAGAGCAGCUCGCUGCACCAGAUCAGGAGAACAUUCCAAUACGGGCUCACAGGAGCCUAGAAGACCAAAAGGAAAGCAAGGAGCCCACGUCUGAAUCAGAUAGCCCGAUCGUCACCGGCCUCACCACCGCCGCCAGCAGUGCAGCAGCGGCUGCUGCAUCUUCGGUGCAGAUGCUAGGCAAGGAACUAGGGCUCAGGAGGCAAACGGAUGAGAGCAAAGAUGUCAGUCUUGCUGAAAGCGACGAUAAUGACUCGGUGCUAGGUCACCGGAAACACGAUAAUGAUGCAGAGCAAAGACAGGCGUUGAACAGAGUAGAAAGUGAAGACUUCGAAGGCGUCCAGUCAUACUUUGGGAAUGGCGAUCAAAAAGAUUUGAGCUCUCCGAAGAACACUAAGCUUAAUGCUCUAUGUAAAUAGCAUGUGGAUGGCGAACACUUUGGGAUAUAUUAAUCUUGCAGGCAUAUAUGUCCAUGUACAUACAUACAGCAUACCCAUACAAAAUCCGCGCCAUAUUAGAAAACA
Aspergillus alliaceus is the source of this 2116-nucleotide messenger RNA. RefSeq names its product putative phosphatidylinositol-3,4,5-trisphosphate 3-phosphatase. Gene Ontology annotation, biological process: cell motility; protein dephosphorylation; phosphatidylinositol 3-kinase/protein kinase B signal transduction. Gene Ontology annotation, cellular component: nucleus; cytosol; plasma membrane. Gene Ontology annotation, molecular function: protein tyrosine/serine/threonine phosphatase activity; phosphatidylinositol-3,4,5-trisphosphate 3-phosphatase activity; protein tyrosine phosphatase activity. The coding region runs from base 296 to 2011 and encodes 571 amino acids. The transcript has 3 exons. The record is from RefSeq and is a predicted model, not a curated record. NCBI's taxonomy places the organism in Eukaryota, Fungi, Ascomycota, Eurotiomycetes, Eurotiales, Aspergillaceae.